Molecule: messenger RNA, 245 nt
Organism: Entrophospora sp. SA101
Lineage: Eukaryota; Fungi; Glomeromycota; Glomeromycetes; Entrophosporales; Entrophosporaceae
Source: the annotation of a GenBank genome assembly
CUAAAGCCAAAGGUUGUGCCGAAACUUAUGCGAUUAAAUACUUUCUCACCAAAUUCUUCUUAAUUCCCACCACCGAUGAAUUAGAUCCAGAUAUAACCAAAGACCAUGAACACUUAAAUCGCUUAAAAAGUGGCAAACAAGAAACUGCCGAACAAAUCAGAGCCCGGCAUCGCGACCGAGACCUAGACUUACUUAUCAAAAAGCACGGACUUAAAUAUCAAUCCACCGCUGAAUACCAGCAAUGA